AUGUCGACAGAAAGGGUUCAGGACAAGACGGGGGAGCAGAUCAACGACGAGGACUACGUGUAUACAAGAUACCGUGGAGGAACCCAUCAAGGACGAGUAGACAAGGUAGUCACGGACGAGGCCGGAGCACACGAGGAAGAUGUAGCCAAUCCUCCGAAGAGUGAUCAUGCACCUAUUCCAAAGAAGAUGUAUCCAAUAGCUUCGUUGCCCGGGAAAUUACGGGCUUGCGGUUCUGGAUGGCUGUCUGCGACUGGUUCUUGGCUACUCCCAGCUUAUGGCAUCGCGGAUCAAUGGGUGCGUGGUGAGUCGAGCCAGCAUAUGAGGCCGCGGUCAUUCGAGAGAAGGCUCGGAAGAUUGUGCACUCACCGUGCAUCUGUUAACGUGCAUAACAUGAGGUGGCCUACCUUGGUUGCAUGCUUCAUCUAUGGGGCUUUCUUCAGCCCUGCACUUCUCUGCGCCUCGCCCCUUCACAGUGGCUCAUCUGUAUCGAACCCGGGCCACGAUCUCAUCUCGGUCCUGUCGAGUGCAGCCGAGGACCCCAUGGUAGAUGGGAGAGUUUCGGACACGGUCUCGGAGAUCCAAUCAAGAAUCGCAGCAGAUGAGAGCUCGCAGGAGACCAGAGGUGACAGAGUGCAGCUGGCAUUCCAGAAGAUCGAGGCCAUCUUCACGAACCGCACCAACUCGACUCUGCUCGAUUUCGUGCACGACAUGGUUGCCUCAGGCCUGCUCCCAUCCAAGCUGCUGUCCUUUCUGAACGGGUACCUGGACAACACCAUCAACUCGGGCCUUAACAAGAACCCUGGCCUGGACGGUGAGCGGAUCUACCCAUCCCGGGCCGCCAAAGAUGCACCGUAUUCGAUGCCGGAGGAAGCUCUCCGCCAGGCCAUCCAUAUCUCGAGCUUCUCCCCGUCUGGGAGGAAGGGACGAAAACCAGUGAUCUUGGUUCCGGGAACUGCCGCACCGGCUGGAACCUCGUUUUAUUUCAACUUCGGAAAACUGGGCAGUGCUAUCCCCGAGGCUGACGUGGUCUGGGUCAACAUCCCCGGUGCUUCGUUGGGAGAUGUCCAAAUCAACGCCGAAUACAUCGCAUAUGCCAUCAACUACCUGUCCGCGCUCUACCAAACCAAGGUCACCGUCAUUGCGUGGUCCCAGGGUGGGCUCAACACCCAAUGGGCGUUCAAAUACUGGCCAUCCACCCGGGAGGUGGUGGAGGAUUUCGUCGCCGUGAGCCCGGACUUCCGAGGAACGAUGGUAAGCACAUUGGCGUGCCCCUGGUUGGCGGGGACGCUGUGUACCCCCGCCCUCUGGCAGCAGGGAUGGGACACCAAGUUCGUUCACACCCUGAGGGGUCUCGGGGGCGACUCGGCAUAUGUCCCCACGACGACUGUCUACUCUUCCUUCGACGAGGUCGUGCAACCGAUGAGUGGAGAGCAGGCCUCCGCGAUCCUCCAGGAUUCCCACGGGGUCGGGGUGUCCAAUAACCAUCUCCAGACCAUUUGCGCGCACCAGCCUGCGGGGGGCAUUUACACGCAUGAGGGGAUCCUCUAUAACCCACUGGCCUGGGCGCUGACUAUCGAUGCGCUAACUCAUGCCGGACCCGGAGAUCCAUCGCGACUCGACAUCCGCAAGGUCUGCGAACGUUCCCUUCCCCCACAACUCAGUCUGGAUGACAUGCUUGGCACCGAGGGCCUCCUGCUGGUUUCCAUGUCCGAGGUUCUCAGGUAUACCCCGAAGACGUUCGCGGAGCCCGACAUCAUCGGCUAUGCCUCUCGAGCGCUGGGGGGAGAGGGGAGGGGGAUCAGACGAGGGAGAGAUUUGAGCAUGUAG
Aspergillus ibericus CBS 121593 is the source of this 1827-nucleotide messenger RNA. Its product is annotated as putative lipase. The record is from RefSeq and is a predicted model, not a curated record. The coding region runs from base 1 to 1827 and encodes 608 amino acids. Lineage: Eukaryota; Fungi; Ascomycota; Eurotiomycetes; Eurotiales; Aspergillaceae. The transcript has 4 exons.